This is a messenger RNA of Monopterus albus (swamp eel), 8242 nucleotides long. RefSeq names its product DOP1 leucine zipper like protein A (gene dop1a). Gene Ontology annotation, cellular component: endosome; trans-Golgi network. The coding region runs from base 444 to 7937 and encodes 2497 amino acids. The transcript has 39 exons. Gene Ontology annotation, biological process: Golgi to endosome transport. The record is from RefSeq and is a predicted model, not a curated record. Lineage: Eukaryota; Metazoa; Chordata; Actinopteri; Synbranchiformes; Synbranchidae.
AGAGGCGGAAGACGUUCAGUUGUUCAUGUAGCUAGUCUGCAGUGCAGCCUGGGAGCUGUCAAUCGUCUCCCUUUGUAUCUGUGGCACUGGAAGCCACCGAUGCGCUCAUCACGGUUUUCUUUUUUACAUACAGCCGGACAGUAAUAAGAAGGGAGAAUAUGUAGAAUGCAAUUACCUACUGUCUGCUUCUAAAGCCUUCUUGUCAAUGGACCUGACUUGUAUGAACGAGUGAGAUCAAAGCAGAGCUCUGCAUCUCCAUCAUUUUAACAACCUGCUACAAACGUUAGCCAGCUUGCUAGUCAUAACACUGACAUUGUCAGCCGGUUUUAGCCGUCGAACUGGGCACAUGAACGAAUGACAGUUGCUGGCUUGUAAUCCUGUAACGUUGUGAUAUACAUAUGUGUGCCUGGUGUCUUACACUAGCGGAAUAACCUCUCAGGAGAAUGAAUGCAGAGGAAGUGGAGCUGCUCAGUGACUCUAAGUACAGGAACUAUGUGGCAGCCGUGGACAAAGCCCUCAAGAACUUUGAGUACUCCAGUGAGUGGGCCGACCUCAUCUCUGCACUGGGUAAACUCAGCAAGGUUUUGCAGAAUAAUGCAAAAUACCAAGUGGUUCCAAAGAAGCUGACAAUAGGCAAACGGCUGGCCCAGUGUCUUCAUCCUGCCCUGCCCAGUGGAGUCCACCGUAAGGCCCUGGAGACCUAUGAGAUUAUCUUCAAGAUCAUUGGCCCCAAGAGGCUAGCCAAAGACCUCUUUCUUUAUAGCUCUGGGCUCUUCCCUUUACUCUCUAAUGCGGCUAUGUCUGUGAAGCCUGUGCUUCUGGGGCUCUAUGAGAUCUACUACCUACCCCUGGGGAAGACUCUGAAACCAGGCCUUCAGGGGCUACUCACUGGGGUACUGCCUGGUCUAGAGGAGGGCUCUGAGUACUAUGAAAGAACCAACACCUUGUUGGAGAAGGUGGCUGCAGCUGUAGAGCAGUCGGCCUUCUACAGUGCCUUGUGGGGAAGUAUCCUGACCAGCCCUGCUGUGCGUCUCCCUGGGGUGUCCUUUGUUUUGCUUCACCUCAACCGCAAGCUCUCUAUGGAGGACCAGCUUUACAUCAUUGGAAGUGACAUUGAGCUCAUGGUGGAGGCGGUCAGCACCUCAGUCCAGGACUCCAGUGUGUUGGUGCAGAGGAGUACCCUGGACCUGAUUCUCUUCUGCUUCCCCUUUCAUAUGAGCCAGGCUACUCGCCCUGACAUGAUCCGGAUCCUGUCGGCAGCUUUACAUGUGGUUUUGAGACGAGAUAUGUCCCUCAACCGCAGACUCUACGCCUGGCUGCUGGGCUUUGACAACAAUGGGGUGAUAAUAGGCCCCCGCAGCACUCGACGGAGCAACCCAGAGGAGCAUGCUAGCCACUACUUCAACAAUUUCUCUAAAGACAUGCUGGUCCAGGCAAUGGUGGGCAUCUUGCAGGGCAAGGCCAGAGGUGGUGAAGAGGAGAGCAUCCUCAUGCACGACCUCAAGCCAUUUCGCAUCCUCAUCAGUCUGCUGGACAAACCAGAGCUUGGUCCAGCAAUCCUAGAGGAUGUUUUGAUUGAGGUAUUUCGGACUCUACACACACAGUGCCGAACAGAGUUGGAUCUCCAAAGCCAGAGUCCGUUCAGCAAAGAUCACACACAGCUCAGCAGCAAACUACGAGAAAACAAGAAGACAGCAGAAUUGAUUAAAACAGCGAAUCUCCUGUUCAACUCCUUUGAGCCGUACUACAUGUGGGACUACAUUGCCCGCUGGUUUGAGGAGUGCUGCAGGAGAACGGUGAACAGCAGCAGACGUGCACAGCAGUGCUCUGGGAACAUAGAUCCUACAGAACUCUCUCUGGUGGAGUUCUGCCAGCUGGUCGAUUUCCUGCUGGAUAUUGUUUCCUUGCCUACUAGAAGCAUGAGGGUAAUCUGCCAGGAGACGUACAUAGAGAUCCAGACAGAGCAUUUGCCUCAGUUGCUGUUGCGGAUGGUGGCAGCUCUGACCUGUCACUUGCAGGCCCUGAGCCUUGGGGAGCUCACCCAAUGCCUUCGUCUCUGCUCCAAGAUUCUUAGCAAAGUGCAGCCACCGCUGGUGUCCCCUCUGGCCCUGCCCUCGGGUCCCCACUCUCAUGGCCUCUCCAGCUCCACUGGCAACCUCUCGAACUCGGCAAGGGAUCAGAGUAGAGACAUGGAGGACAAAAGGAGUAAAGACUCAGUCUUUUUUGGUAAUGAAAAGACCCUUCCGGCUUCUCUGGAGCCACCUGCCAGUGGAGAAGUGUUUGAGGAUGGAGAAAAUCCCCCCAGCAGUCGCUCCUCAGAAAGUGGCUUUACAGACUUUGUCCAGUACCAGGAAGAUGGCCCAGAGGAAACAGGGCGAACUCUUCAUCCCAACCCAGUGGUCAAAACAGGCCAUCGCUCCUCAGGCCCAUCUCAGACCAAACCUCUGGACAAACCAGUCAUGCAGUGCUGCCUGGAACACUUCCAGCAGUUUCUGUCAUGCCUCAUCCCUUUGUACAUUAUGCCUGUGCAUGUUGACAGACCUGAGGGUGAAAGAAAUGGGGUCAUGCAGUCAGGGCCCCUGGUUUCUGAGGGCUCCCAGCACAGUGAUCAUAUUGAGUCAUGGUCUGGUUCUGGGUUGAUUCCAAGGGAGCGUGUUGCUGCCUUCACUGCUGCUUGCCAGCUCUUCCUAGAAUGCUCCAGUUUCCCUGUCUACAUUGCAGAGGGGAACCUCAAGUCCUCACCCACACAGGAAGAGCAGUUUGACAGUGAGCAGGUUCGUUUGCCAGUGUGGCUGCAGCCCCUGAUGGAUGCAUGCUGCCUAGCCAGUGAUUUCAGCCUACAGGGCGUGGCAAUCUCCCUGCUCAUGGACCUAGUGGGGCUCACCCAGUCGGUUGCCAUGGUGACUGCUGAGAGCGUGGCAUCUAAUGGCAGCUCAGAGUCUACCCAGCCUAUGAGCCCCAGCCAGGGUCGAUUAGCCGUUGUCAUCAGGCCACCACUCACUCAGGGAAUUCUAAAGUACAUCGCAGACAAGACAGAUUUCUUUAAGAGUGUGGCUCUAAUCCUGUGGGACCAGCUGAGUGAAGGAACACCACAGCACCAUCAACGCAGUGUUGAGCUCUUCUACCAGCUCCACAACCUGGUGCCUUCCUCCAGUAUUUGUGAGGAUGUGAUCAGCCAGCAACUCAUGCACAGAGACAAGAGAAUUCGGCUGGAGGCCCAUGUGAAGUUCUCUGUUUUAUGGCAUUUAACACGAGAUCUGAACAUUACCAAGGCUGCUCCUUUCAGUCGCACAUUUGAUAGAUCUCUCUUCAUUAUGCUAGACAGUCUUAGUUAUUGGGAUCCAUGUACUAGUGCAGUUGGCCGGGCUUGGUUGAAUCAGGUCCUUCAGAGACAUGACAUCGCUCGGGUCCUAGAGCCUCUGCUCCUCCUCUUGCUACACCCAAAGACACACAGAGUGUCCAUUCAGAGGGUACAAGCCCAACGUCACUGGUCUCGUGCCUUUCCUGACCUGUCUGGCCAGGAACCAUCAAAACCCAUGUAUACCAGGGACUCGGGCUUCUCAGACAGGGAGAGGGUAGCACAAGAGGAGCUCCCAGGCCUGGCAAUGUGUGACAUUGAGCCAUUCUGUCUGACUGUCAACCCCUUAAGUGACAGCCUGUCCUUACUGAGCCUGAGCAGUGAGAAUUUGCAACUGGCUGUUGAAUAUCAGCCUAGUGACCAACACGGGGAGCCCCAGAGCUCAGAAUCUAGUGGUUCUCAUUCAUCUACAAUGGAAAAUGGCAGCUUUGAGGAACCAGAGGGUGUUAACAACACAGUCACUGGAUCAGAGCAACAGCCUGGUUCCUCAGAUGACAUGUCUGAGAACUCUGUAGAAGAGGUUGUGUCUUGUGUUAUAAAAGAGCUAAUGGACAAGGUUUUAAAUUUAGUAGAUGAGGGACCUCUUGAGAUCUCAUCUCCACCUGAAAACUGGCCCCAGACAGACACAGACAGCACUUCUUCAGAUACGUCCACUGGUCUCCGUCUUGACUCUGGUCUUCCUCCUGAUUCUAACCAGACUGUGCCAGAAAUGCUGGCUGGACACACAGUGGAGUUCCUGUCUGUCAUACCAGCUGAGGGAGAGGGUAUCACCCGUCAUAGUUCAUCUCCUUCUAUUGUCACAUUGCCAGACAGUUCAGACCCAGCCACCUCAGACCACAACCUACGGGUGGACAAUCCCCAGGCCUGCAAACGUAGCCAUAGCAGCACACAGCUCAGCCUUAAAGGGAAGAUCAUGGAGAAGCUGGCAGACAAGUCUCCAGGGGCAAAGCCAAAGAUCAAGAAGGCCAAGAGGAAAGAGGAGGAGAGGCAGAGAAAGGCAGCGAAUCAAGCUGAGAAAUUGCAGCCACCCGGUAUUUUCUUUGGGGACAGCCUAGAUCUGGAGAACUGGUACAGCUGUGGGGAAGGUGAAGUAUCAGAGAUUGAGAGUGACAUUGGCUCACCCAGCGGGGGCUCUGGUGGUACUGUUGGGGGUGUUGGUGUCACAAGACGCAGAUCAUCCUCUGGCCCAGCUCGUUUUAACAUCCACCCUCUCUAUCAGCAUGUCCUGCUCUAUCUCCAGAUGUAUGACUCCUCACGGGCCCUCCAUGCCCUGUCAGCCAUCGCAGCCAUGCUGAGGGCUGCUCCCUCAGGGUUUGUAAGUGCCAUUUCCACAACCAGUAUCAACAAUACCUACACUCCACAGCUUUCUUUGCUCCAAAACCUCUUAGCCCGUCACAGGGUCUCUGUCAUGGGCAAAGACUUUUACUGCCCCAUCCCCCAGGACUCCCACUCCCACUCAUUCCGCAGCGCCAUGUACCUGGAGAUCAUCAUCUCACUCUGUCUCUAUUUCCUAAGAAGCUAUUACUCUGCCCAUGUGGCAGCAGGCCCUCAGGACUUGGCAGGAAACCGGGCAAUGCAGCUGACCAGUGUGGAGGUCUUAACUCUCCUCUUCAGUGAGCUAGCAAAAGUCACAGGUGGCUCAGCUAAGGGCUUUGCUAGUUUCAUCAGCGAUGUCCUCUCCAAGUGUAAAGUUCAGAAGGUGGUUCUCCAUUGCCUGCUCUCCUCCAUAUUCAGUGCUCAGAAGUGGCAUGAGCAGCGGGUGGCAGGGAUUAAUGUGGCCACAGUGGAAGAGGGUCUGUCAGAGGACAGUGUGAUCAACCUGUCAGAGGACCAGAUAGACAGCUGUAGUGCUGUCCAGUCACAGUUGCUAAGACUGCUGCAGAGCCUUGUUGUACUUGAGCACAGAGUCCUUGUGCCAGCUGAUGAAGGAGGAGAAGGAGGACCUGUGGGGGGAGUGGUAGGAGGUGGAGGGGCAGGAAGUGGUGCUGGGGCAGGGUUUGAGAUCCUGGGUGGGGAAGUGGAGCAUGUCAACCCUCAGCAGCCAAUGACAUCACUGCAAUACCUCCAUGGACAGCCUAUCACUGCACAGGGUAUGUUCCUUUGUGCAGUGAUCAGAGCACUGCAUCAGCACCAUGCAUGUAAGAUGCACCCCCAGUGGAUAGGCCUCAUCACAGCCACCCUGCCGUACAUGGGCAGGGUGCUGAGAAGAGUGGUAGCCUCAGUCACUCUGCAGCUGUGCAGGAACCUGGACAAUCUUCUUCAGCAGUACCGCUAUGAAACGGGAAUGACUGACAACAGACCCCAGUGGAUGGCAUUAUGCAUCCCUCCUGACCUGAUUCUGACGGUGCUGGAGGGGGUGACUGCCAUCAUUCAUUACUGCCUGCUGGAUCCCACCUCCCAGUACCACCAGUUACAAGUGAGUGUUGACCAGAAGCACUUGGCUGAGGCUCGUUCUGGCAUCCUCUCUAUCCUUCACACCAUCAUGUCUUCUGUCACACUGCUGUGGAGCAUCCUCCACCAAGCUGACAACACUGACAGGCCAGCUGCUGCUUCAGCAGCCUCUACUUCCAACAUCAACCUGGGCUCCACUAAGAACCUCCGGCAGCAAAUCCUGGAGCUACUGGGUCCAAUCUCCAUGAAUCAUGGUGCUCACUUCAUGGCAGCAAUUGCCUAUGUUUGGAAUGAGAGGAAACAGGUCAAGACUCCAGUCAGAAAUAAGGUGAUUCCUUUAGCCAGUGAAGAGCAGCUGCUGCUGGUUGAGCUGGUUCGUUCAGUGAGCGCCAUGCGCACUGAGACAGUUAUGCAGACAGUCAAAGAGGUUCUCAAACAGCCACCUGCCAUUGCAAAGGACAAGAAGCACCUGUCUUUGGAGGUCUGCAUGCUGCAGUUCUUCUAUGCCUAUGUCCAGAAGAUCCCUGUGUCCAGUUUAGUGGACAGCUGGCCAUCUUUACUUGCUCUGCUAAAGGACUCUGUGCAGUUAGGUCUGCCUGCCCCAGGACAGUUUCUUAUACUCGGAGUGCUAAAUGAGUUCAUUUUGAAGAAUCCCAAUCUGGAGAGCAAGAAGGACCAGCGGGAGCUGCAGGACGUGACCCAUAAAGUUGUGGAGGCCAUUGGGACAAUCGCAGGGUCGUCUUUGGAACAAACCACAUGGCUGAGGAGAAACCUGGAGGUGAAAUCUUCUCCUCAGAUAGUUGUGGAUGGAGCCAACCUGGAACCUGAUGUAGAAGAUUUAAUGAUCACAGUGAUGGAGGCCUCCAGCUUCACUCCAUCAGUAUACAGCGUUCACGCCCUCACACUUUUGGCUGAGGUUCUGGCCCAUCUGUUGGACAUGGUGUUCUACAGUGAUGAGAAGGAGCGGGUGAUUCCACUGCUGGUUAAUAUCAUGCACUAUGUAGUGCCUUACCUUCGCAACCACAGUGCUCACAACGCCCCCAGCUACCGGGCUUGUAUUCAGCUGUUAAGCAGCCUAAGUGGGUACCAGUACACUCGUCGUGCCUGGAAGAAGGAGGCCUUCGACCUGUUCAUGGACCACACUUUCUUCCAGAUGGACUCCUCCUGUGUCAGCCAUUGGAGAGCCAUCAUUGACCACCUGAUGACUCAUGAUAAGACCACAUUCAGAGACCUCAUGACCCGGGUGGCUGUAGCCCAGAGCAGCUCUCUGAGUCUGUUCACUAACAGAGAUGCUGAGCUGGAGCAGAGGGCCAUGCUGCUCAAACGCCUGGCCUUCACCAUUUACAGCAGUGAAGUGGACCAGUACCAGAAAUACCUGCCAGACAUCCAAGAGCGCCUGGUGGAGAGCCUGCGCCUGCCUCAGGUGCCUAUCCUUCAUGCACAGGUGUUCCUAUUCUUUAGAGUGCUGCUGCUGCGCAUGUCACCUCAACAUCUCACCUCACUGUGGCCCACCAUGAUCACGGAACUGGUUCAGGUGUUUCUACUGAUGGAGCAGGAGCUAAUAGCAGAUGAAGACAUAUCAAGGACAUCAGGGCCAUCUGUGGCUGGGUUGGAGACCACCUACUCUGGUGGGAACGGCUUCUCCACUUCCUACAACAGCCAGCGCUGGCUUAACCUCUAUCUGUCUGCCUGCAAGCUGCUGGACCUGGCCUUAGCCCUGCCUCCUGAGAGCCUCCCUCAGUUCCAGAUGUACCGCUGGGCCUUUGUCCCGGAAGCGUCAGAUGAUUCGGGUUUGGAAGUGAGACGUCAGGGGACUCAUCAAAGAGAGUUUAAGCCCUAUGUGGUCCGACUGGCCAAGCUGCUGAGGAAACGAGCAAAGAAAAACCCAGAGGAGGAUUGCUCCACCCGAACCUUGUCUUGGGAGCCAGGACACCUAAUGCUGACCCUCUACGUGAUCCGUAGCAUGGAGCAGCUGCUGCCUUUCUUCAACCUGCUCAGCCAGGUGUUCAACAGUAAGGCCAGCAGCCGCUCAGGCUCUGCCUACACUCACAACCCCAGUGACUCCUCCUUCUCCAGCCACAAGGAGGGUCACAAACUGGAGAGCCAAAAAGUUUUCUGGAGUCGAGCUCGACAGAGCAUCGAGGAGAUGGUGGAAAAAGACUUUUUAGAGGGACUCAUCAAGAUGUGAGGACACGGCACUGGGAGGAACAGGGGCAUUAAUGCAUAACUGAUCAACACUAGUGAAAAACCUCAACUUGUACAUUAAAGAACAAGGGAGUACAAAUGGGGAAAACUGUUUGUACAUUUUUGUAUUUGUAAUGUGUUAUUUUACUUUUCAAAAGCUAUUGUAUUUGAUUUUAAUUAUUUGUAUAUACUAUAUGGAGCAGCGUUGAUAACUGACUUUUAAUUCAUGUGACUCCUUUGGGACAAAGUGAAGAUGCUGUGCCAUUCCAUAUUGAUUUGACUUAAUAAACAUUUCUAAUGAGAGACUUA